AUGAGCGACCGCGCGCCGGUGCCGGUGUCGGACGCGUCGACGACGCUAUUGCUCAAGUACAGCAAGACGACGCUCUUUCUGACCGUUGUGCUGAGCACCACGAGCCUCACAGAGCUCAAAGCGCGCGCACUCGCUGCGCUGGCCGACGCCGCGCAGCCCGAGGACCCCGAACUGCGCCGCCCGUUUGCCGAGGCGACGCCGGAGGACGUGCAGGUGUACGUUGCGGAUACCACGGACGGCGACGAGGCGCAGUACACGCCGCUCGAGAAUACCGCGUCCGGCAAGGCGCCGAGCGCAAAAGACGGCAGCGUGCGCCUGGACGCCUUGGCGCUCGAGGACUGCCAGGUGCUCUACCUGGGCUUUCGGCGCGACGGCCAAGACGCGCCGAGCGCGCCAAGUGUACAGCUGCCCUCGUUCCACGACGAGGCCGAGAUGGAGGAGAUGUAG
Malassezia japonica is the source of this 447-nucleotide messenger RNA. RefSeq lists its product as uncharacterized. The coding region runs from base 1 to 447 and encodes 148 amino acids. NCBI's taxonomy places the organism in Eukaryota, Fungi, Basidiomycota, Malasseziomycetes, Malasseziales, Malasseziaceae. The record is from RefSeq and is a predicted model, not a curated record. The transcript is spliced from 2 exons.